UAAACGUCUUUGAAGCACGCCGCCCGGUCCACGUUUCACUUGUAUUUGCCUUCGAUUCUGUGGCUUACGAGCGGUGUAGCUGUGCUUGCUGCCUGAUUUGUACCUCUAACUGCAGAGAUUAGACUCAGUAUUGAAGUUUUAAUUUCAGUUUUACUUGUUUCAGAUUGUUUUUCGAACGAUUUUUGUGGCUCUUGAGGGGCUUUCCCACCUUUAUUUUCUGAUGAGUGGAAGAGAUUGAGACGAGGUUCCGUGGAGUCGGAAGCUGUAAACAGCAUGAUAUUAUGAUGGAAAUGUUGAAGUUGUCGAAAAAGGAAUCGAACUAAGACGUUGCUGUGUAACAUGAGAACAUGUUGAAGCGGGCUGACGUCCAUGGGAAACAGUAUGUGGAGUUGUGAUUAAUCUGGAUAGCAUAUUAAUAAAUAAACCUUACAAAUCCGAAAAAUCUUAGAGGGGAGGGAACGUAACAUUACUAAUUUGGAGAGUGGAAAUGGGAGAUGAGGUGCAUGUUACGGUUAAUUACUAUGCCCGCGUUGGCUAUGGUCAUCACAUUCAGAGCUACUGCACUCAUCUCCUUCUCAAGCGUCCUCGAGAACCUAUUCUUCUGUUUUGGCAUGCUUACGGGUUAAUUCUAGAAGGGUCAUACUCUGAGGCCCUGCUCGAAAUGGAGCCUCUGCAAGACCACCGGGAGCUUCAAGUCGCAGUUCUGGCGGCUAUGUUGUAUUCCCAUGAGCGCUCUCCUUCCCCUGAUACUGAUACCAUUCACACCUUGCGCCGUCGCCUGGAAACUGUGGACCAAAAUGCUUCAGAAAGAGCGUUGGUCUUGGCAGCCACUUUGUACUGGCAUCUUGGCGGAUCGACGCAUAUACGAAAUUCCUACGACCUCGUGACGAGAGUGUUAAGGGUGCAGCCACAGUAUACCCAGGCGCAGUGUUUGCUUGGUUGGCUGUGUCUGGGAGACACACACAUUCGACACCGUGUGGAGAGCGAUAUCCCUUCCGUGGAUUGGAAAACUGCCGAUAAGUCUCUUGUACAUUUUGCGGAAGUUCUCAGUAAAGGGAGUAACGCUGAAGCUUUGAUGGGAAGAGCCUUUUAUCACGAGCUUAAAGAGAAUUAUACAGAAGCUCUUGCAGACCUCAGUCAGGUGACAAUUCUGCAUGCUUGGUUCCUGCCAGCUGUUUUGGAGAAAGCUCGCAUGGGAUUGCUGCUUCGGGAUUUCGACCUAGCCCAUGAAACUUCCCAGCAAAUCCUUCAGAAGGAUCCUAAUAAUAUUGAUGGCCUGCGUAUGGCUAUCCAUUUGCACCUUUGCUCAGACAACAAUCAGUCAACAGCAGCUGGCCUCCUCGCCGACCUUCUCCGGAGUAUUGAGCAGCGGGAGCCCCAAAAUGCAUAUCUUUGCCUUGAAGUUGUGAGAUCAAUUGCAAGGCUCGCUGGAAGAUGUAGAGUGCUUGUUUUACAAAAGACAAUGGCUAUCAUUGAGCGGGCUCGUCAACUCAAUCCUAAAGAAUCAGCAUUCGUGGUCGAGCUUGCGGACCAAUUGUUUCUUCUGGAGGACUAUAAAACAGCCUUGGCCACUUACAAAUCAACAGCGAACAUGGAUGAAGUGAACAUGGAGGCCAUGUAUGGUGCUGUUCAGUGCUUGGUGGUGCUUGGAGACUUUGAUGAUGCAGAACAACAACUGGAAUUCCUUGCCGAGGUCUCGGUCUCUACUGGAAAAUCGGCAAGCCUUCCGUACCUUAUGGCCCAGCAAUGUUGGAGGAAACAGCGAAAUGGUUUACGAUGUCGUGACCUUUUGGACGAAUCUAUGGGUAUUCAGACAAAAAGAAUGAGGCAUCAACACGAUUUCACGUUCUAUGCAGACCUGAAUCCUAACAGACGACUUGGGAUUGCUCAUCUUUACAUGACAAUUUCGCGUUAUGAAUGUAUGGGGCCUCACGUCGAGGAGAAUUAUUCGCUUCUCCGAGCUGCUGACAUUCUAGAGCAGUUGAUUGGUCUAGUGCCAGGCCUAAUGGAUGCUCAUCUCAUGCUGGCUCGGGUAUUUUUCCUACUAGCCGAUUGGGAAGCUGCACAACGAAGCAUACAGUCUGCAAUAGCCCUUGACUUGGGAUGUUCAAGUGCUCAUCUACUCCUCGCUCAGAUCUAUGUGAAUCAAGGAAAAUUUGAGUUGGCAAAGCAGAGCCUUGAGCAAUCUCUUAGUGCUGAUUUUGUUGUGCGACAUACAGUGGUCUAUCAUGUUCUCCAGGCUCAGAUUAUGAUGAACUCCCAGCAAUUUGAUGAAGCUUUGAAAGUAUUGAGGUCAGCAAGAAGUCUGCCAGAGAUGGAACAUAUAGGUAAGGAGUCAUCAUAUUACACAUCCAGGAAGCAUGUGGAAACCACAGACACCGACAGGGUGAUGGUGUUUCUGUUGCUAGUGGAGGUGCACACGCAAUUCGGUCGCUUCCCAGAAGCCGCAAAAGCCGUAGAGGAUGCCAUGGCUGGAUUUUCUGGAACUCCGGAGGAGAUGCGAGUGGUUCUAUCCAAUUGUGAUCUGGCGCUUUGUCGAGGUGAUGUUCCAGCAGCAAUUGCAAUGCUCAGCCAGAUCCCACGAGAAAGCAAUUACUAUGUGCAGGCUAGAAUCAAACUGGCAGAUGUGUACUUAAAGCAUCAACAUAACAGAGUUCUCUACUCUAAAUGUUACACUGAAAUUACCCAGUUACACCCAAAUGCGAAGACCUACAUGUUGCUUGGAGAAGCUCUAAUGAAAGUAGAUGAACCUGAGGAAGCAAUGAGGGCUUUCGAGGUUGCCAGGAAGAAAAGCCCUCUUAAUGCGACAGUAUCAAAAAAAGUGGGACAAGCCCUGGUCGCCUCAUAUGAGUAUAGAAAGGCAGUGGAACACUACGAGGAUACAUUAGCCAGCAAUAAAGAGAGUCCCGAUAAGCUUGAGCUACUUUAUGAUUUUGGAGACCUCAACUUCAAACUGAGAAAUUACAAACGAUCUGCCGAGGUUCUUUGCGAGUUGUUAGCAAAUGUAGACAAUGGUUCCAUGGAGCGAAGUUUUAAAAAUGGAAAGAUGCUCAUGCUGUGUCUCAAGGCAUCUCUACUUCUAUCCAAAGUGCAGAACGUCCAAGGGCAACAGAAUUCUUCUCAGGGGACGCCUGAGGCGAUCAACAAUCGGUCCAAGUACCUGCAUCACUACAAGGUGAUGUUCAAAGCAAGAGAUCUCUUCAACAAUUACCUCGUGGAGCUCCAAGGACAGCAUUGUGACGCCAUCAAGGAGCAAAAGCAUGUGGCUGCUGACAUUUAUUUCCAGUUUGCACACGGAUGCGAGGCGAACAAUGAUGCAGAUAAAGCCAUAUUAUUGCUAAACGAGGCACUCAAAUGCAACCCUGCACAUAGUGCUGCGUCUGUAGCUCUUGCGAAAAUCCUUCUUGCAAGGGGGGACGUAGGAGAAUGUGAGCAAAGGUGUGCGGCACUUCUUAGAGAAAAUCUUUUUUACGAUGAGGCUGGAGACAUCUUGGUGUAUCUCAUGAUUCAAAGGGAACUCUAUGAAUCAGCCAUCAUGCACUAUCAGCAAAUUUUGGAGCGUGAUCCAAAUCACUACUCUGCACUGUCCCAACUUAUAAGGCUAUUCAGGAGGACCGGUAGACUUGAGGAAAUCAACCAGAAUCUGAGUAAUGCAGAGAAGGCUACACCGGCUGCUACUUUUCACGCAGGCUUAAAUUUCUGCAAGGGUUUGGUCGCACUACACUCAAACAAGCCAUAUGAAGCCAUAAUGCUUCUUAAUACUGCUCGGACCGACUACGACUGGGGAAAGCCCGCGCUCUUUGUAAUGGUCGAAAUUUAUCUCAACAUUGAAAAUAAUCUUGGUUUUGAGGAAGGUAAUCUAGAGGGAAACACCAGCCCUAAUGACGAGGCUAUCAAGGUAGCGCAAAAGCUGUUGAGUGAAAGCCGAAAUCUGGAAGGAAAUACAGUUAAACAGUCAGUGCUGGAAUGCUAUGCAUCGAUGGCAACUCGUCACAAGGAUGAUGUCGAGAACGCACUAGUUAAGCUUCAGGAACUGUCGAGUCAAGAUUCGACCCUCCGAGAGAAAGAGCGAGUAUGUACCAUGCUUGCCAUUGCUACUGGGCUCACACUGCUCAGACAAACUGCAAAAGCAAAGAAUCAACUUCGAGCCAUAGACCGUAUGCCAUACAAAUGGGAUGAUGGAGAUGACUUCGAGCGAGCAUGGCUAAUGUUAGCAUAUAUCCAUCUGCAGGCAGGAAAACAGGAGGCAUCUGAGGAGCUUUGCAAAAAAUGUCUGAAGUACAACAAAGAAUGUUCCAAGGCAUGGGAGCUGUUGGGCUGGAUAAUGGAGAAAAACCAUUCGUACCCAGAAGCUGUCGGCUUCUACGAGAAUGCGUGGAAGUGUCUGAAAGAAUCAUCACCCGCAGUCGGUUAUAGACUCGCAUAUAUGUAUCUUAAGGACAAGAGGCACAUUGAGGCAAUAAUCGUGUGCCAGAAAGUUCUACAAAUCUCGCCCAACUAUCCAAAGAUCAAAAAAGACAUCCUUGAAAAAGCUCGUGUUUGUGUUCGAGCAUAGGAACUAAAAAGUACCAUGAUCCAUCUCCAUAGCAUAAAUGUUUUGAUCCCACAGACUCGCCCUCUUUAGAAAUGCACUGCAAGGUUUGGGGUGAGUUUGAUCCUUGAUUACAUAAUCGACGUCGUCCAGUCUCCAGAAAUCCCUAGUGAUCACAUCAACUACGAAGCAGGAGAAACUCACAAAACUCAAUGAUCGCUGCUGGAUGCUAGAUAGAUGCUGGGUGCUUUUAAUGUUUUAUUUUACUGUGUGUGGUUAUGAUAGUUGUACCUUACAUUCAUUUAUGUAUUGAUAUUAUUACAAUGUGACUAUUUCAAAUAUAUAUAUUUAAAAUAAAACAUUAAAACUGUCAUUAAAACA
This is a messenger RNA of Physcomitrium patens, 4912 nucleotides long. RefSeq lists its product as uncharacterized. Gene Ontology annotation, biological process: intraciliary retrograde transport; protein localization to cilium. Lineage: Eukaryota; Viridiplantae; Streptophyta; Bryopsida; Funariales; Funariaceae. Gene Ontology annotation, cellular component: intraciliary transport particle A. Gene Ontology annotation, molecular function: protein binding. The record is from RefSeq and is a predicted model, not a curated record.